Molecule: messenger RNA, 4314 nt
Organism: Hyposmocoma kahamanoa
Lineage: Eukaryota; Metazoa; Arthropoda; Insecta; Lepidoptera; Cosmopterigidae
Product: junctophilin-2
Exons: 8
Coding region: 171-3119 (982 amino acids)
Cellular component (GO): junctional membrane complex; plasma membrane; endoplasmic reticulum membrane
Source: RefSeq, a predicted model, not a curated record
GGCGGGCGGCGGCGGCCGGCAGCGCAGUACUCCUCGCGCAGGACCAGAGUGGUGUUCACUCGGCGGCGCGCCGCGGCGCGACAUGCCCAGCUGAUGUUUAUUUAUACCACGAGCUCGGUGGAGGGCGCGCGCGGGAGGCCCUCCCCUCCGCGGCACCACGGUUUCGCGUGAUGCAGCCGAGCGAGCUCGACGCCGCGCACGCCGCUAGCGGAAACCCCCCGCAGCGCGGCCUCAACGGUGGCCGUUUCGACUUUGAUGAUGGUGGUACUUAUUGUGGCGGCUGGGAGGACGGCAAGGCCCACGGUCAUGGUGUGUGCACCGGACCCAAGGGUCAAGGGGCCUACGCCGGAUCCUGGCAUUUUGGAUUCGAAGUUUCCGGCGUCUACACCUGGCCCAGUGGGAGUUCGUACGAGGGCCAAUGGCAGAACGGAAAGAGGCACGGGCUGGGCGUUGAGACGCGCGACCGCUGGCUGUACCGCGGCGAGUGGACGCAGGGUUACAAGGGUCGCUAUGGCGUGCGCCAGAGCACCACAAGCAACGCCAAGUACGAGGGCACCUGGGCCAACGGCCUCCAGGACGGAUACGGCUCUGAAACUUACGCCGACGGCGGAACAUACCAAGGACAAUGGAUGCGAGGAUUGCGGCACGGGUACGGCGUGCGCACGUCGGCGCCAUUCGGGCUGGCGUCGCACUACCGGGGAGGGCACCGCGACCACCGGGGCUCGCAGUCCUCGCUGGCCGAUGCGGACCCCUCCGAGCGGCGCAACAACCGCAUCGAUGACGCCCGCGGCGGGUUCGUCCUUAAGGCCAGCUCCGACGAACCCUCCGGCCGACGCGGCUCCCUCGUCGAAAAAACAAAAAGAGGACUGCUCUCUAAGCUCCGGAAACAGCAUAGUGCCGGCGAACUGGACAAACGCGGUACGGCGUCGGUGCGGUCGGGUGGCUCCGGCGGUUCCGGAUCCUCGUGGGUCUCCUCGGUAGAGAGCUCCCACUCGGCCAUGACCCAUGCCUCUCUCCAUACUAACUCUAAUGCUAGUUUCGUUGUCGAGGAUGAACAUCUGGACGCAGGCGUCACAGAAACCUAUAUGGGUGAAUGGAAGAACGACAAACGCACCGGCUUCGGUGUGAGUGAACGUAGCGACGGGCUUCGAUAUGAGGGCGAGUGGUUUGCGAAUAGAAAAUACGGAUAUGGCGUAACCACAUUUCGGGACGGAACGAAAGAAGAGGGCAAAUACAAGAACAACGUGCUCAUCACCAGUCAGAAGAGAAAACACAUGUUCCUAAUGCGUUCCGCAAAGUUCCGAGAACGCGUCGAUUCAGCGGUGAAUGCGGCACAACGCGCAUCCAAAAUAGCAUUACAAAAGGCAGACAUAGCCAUUUCAAGGACUGCCACAGCCCGAGGUAAAGCCGAACAAGCCGACGAGUCGGCGGACCAAGCUAAAGAAGACUGUGAUAUAGCGCUAACGACUGCAAAGCAGUUUGCCCCAGAUUUUAAGCAUCCCGGCCUUGACCGUAUAGGAUUAAGAGAGAAAUAUAGACAAAAACCUUACGAAGCGCAGGCUACAGUGCCAGCAGCACAAGAAUCUGAAAAGAUCUUGGACGGAAAGAGCAUUCCAAAUCAUAUCCCUCCGAUGCAUUCAUCGCUCCCUCAAGCGAACAAAAUCCCCAAUGCAAUGACAUCUCGAAGACCAUCUACGCAAUAUCCAAAGACAGUGCAAUCUGUAGAUCCCAGACUAGCUAACAGUUCUAAUUAUAAUACAGACGAAAGAAAUCUUGGUCCAACCUAUGACCCUUAUUACAAUCCUAGUCAAGACUCAUGGGCAUCGAUGAAUGCGCAACCUCAAGUUUUGGAAGCUCAAAAACCUUACUCACCCACAGAACAAAUGAACGUGUAUGGUCCAGGACCACCUGGAGGCCCACAACAACCGCCUGGAGCUUACCCAAUUAAUAGACAGAACGCCAUGCAGUAUCAACAAAGUAUGGAUCAGAGUAGUCAACAAUACUUAAAUCAGAGUAGAAGGCUUUCUGGAGCUAUCAGAUCACAGCCGAAUCAACAAGUAGCACCGUCUCAAGAUUGGAACCCUCCUCAGCGACGACAAAGUGUAUUAGCGCAACCACAACAUGAAACUCAUCAGAACACUUAUGUGGACGGUGGUACUGCUGCGUAUGGAAGAAACGAAUUCCGCACCGGAACUGUAGCUUCUGAGGGUCCUAUGAUGACCGACCCAUAUCGUCAGAAUGUAGACCCUCAAGCUUACCGCCAGCCCAUGCAUCCUCAAAGUUACCGACAAGGGCCUGAACAGCAAAUGUACAGUCAAGUGCCUCCCGAUAGCCAAGCGUACCGCCAGCAGUCCGCUGUAACUCAUGAACAAGACAUAAAUGGGGCACGAACAGUAGGUCCCCGAGCUACUUCUAUUGAUUACUUUGAUCAUUAUAAAAGACCUCCUAGCAGAGAUGGCAGUGUGGAUCGAUUUGGGCGGCGUUCCAGACAGCCGUCAGUCGAAGCAACAGCACCAAGUGGUGGUUCUCGUGCGGGCUCAGUCGCACCGCAACCUCAGAUGCCGUCAUCGCGGCCUACGUCGCGAGCAGCGACACCUGCUGGCAAUGGACAUUUAGCUUCAGGACGUGGUUCUAUAUCUCGUGCUAGCUCACGAGAUCAUCAGCCUUUCGAAGAAUCGCUACUACGAAAGAGAAAUUUAGGACAAGACAUUUCUCCAUCGCCGUACCAGCCCAAACGGACGGAGAGUCUGUUCGUAGCGCAAAACGCGGCGCCACCAGUCCCGGCACCUAUGGGCGGUGGUGGCGGAGGAGGGGGUGGCCGUAAGAUGUUGAGCACGCCACAGACACUGCAGCGCAAGAAGUCGCUGCCCGAUGUGCAGGGCAUGCCGCGCAUGCCGGACGGCGCGGGUAUGUCUCGCGAGGAAGUCUCGGCCCUCGGCUCUGCGCGCCGAGAGGAGGUGCGGCGCAUGCACGAAGAGACAGAAAAACUCAGGGCCAACCCUCUACUCUACUUGGUCAGUCCGCAAGUCAAGGACUGGUUUUCCCGGCAGCAACUGGUGAUCCUAGUGCUCUUUAUCAAUAUCUCGCUGGGCAUCAUGUUCUUCAAGCUCCUCACGUAGCGUCGGCGCGUGGCGCGCCAGCGCCUUUCUCGAUGCUAUACACACACACACACUACAUUGGUGUUAUAACUCUGAACCAAACACUCAAAAGUACUACUUGAUGUGAAAGAAUAAUAUGAAUAUUACAUUUUAUUACGACCCCUCCUCUUUUUUGAUACGAGUUACAUUUUAAUAAAUAUCCAAACAAACGUAUUUAUUUGUCGAUAAGGACUUCGGUUUGCUAGUGUACUUUUCUUUGACAUUGUGUAAGUGUGCAAAGUAUGACAAGUGCAAUACUUCCUCGAUCAACUUCAAUUUCUUAACAAAAUUGUGUGAGAGUGAAUUUUGUGUCCACGAGUUGGAAAACUUCGAGUGUAAGGAGCACGAAUUAUUGUUUUAAUUGUAAACCUGCAUAUUGUAGGUUUGUUUGCCCUUGGUAAUGUAUUUGCAAUGGUCACUGUGCCUCGUUGUGCUGCAAAGGACGACAUUAAGCUAUCAGCUGCAAGAGGCGAUGACUUACGUGGAAUAUUUAUGAAUAUUAGCAACGGCUCUGACGAAGCCGGCUAUUUCUAAAACUUUGUAAGCUGCGUCCACACGAUGCGACUGUUAACAAACAGUAGUUAGUUUUUCAACUUUAAACAUAUAGAUGUUAAAGUUAAUAUUACAUAUUGAUAGACCAUCUUGUAAUUUAAAUUAUUGAGUAAUUUAUGAAUUGAAAAAUCUUAUGAAACUCUGUUUCAAUUAAAUGGAUAAUGCUUCGUGAUUUUAAAAGCACAAAUUAUGAUAGACAACUUGUCUAUUUACUUGGAAUGUAAAUAAUGAUUAAAUUGUUAACCCUUAUACAAAUGCCUAUAGAUAUACAAUUAGAAUGUUGCUUGCUAUAACUACGUUGGAAUAGGUAAAUAAAAAGCAUGAGCUUUAUUUUCCUAUUUUGUAAAAUAGAAAUUUAAUUACGGAGUCCCGUACUGAAAGGAUGGUACACCACGUUUUUUACAAACUUUAGCUUCGUAUUAUACCUAUGACGUCAAUUCUCUCGUAACCGAAGUUUUUUGUAUAGAUAAUGGAUAUAUUUAAAUGAUAUCUAGGUGAAAUUGGCGUGGCGAGCGUGUAAUGCGACGAGACUGUUGUUACGUAUAAUACAACGAAAGUUGUGGAGAACGCGCAUUCGUUGAAGGUUGAAUAUUUUAUUGUUGCUAAGACAAUUUUCACAAUUUCA